AUGACGAGCGCUUACAUAACAACCAUAUCGAAAAAGUAUCCCUCGUUCCGAGAUGAGCCCUUGAAAACGGUGCACCGGUGGCUGGACGGGAAGCGACAGGACGAUGGCGCCGAGUGCUUGUGGCGCAUUCACGACACCCUGUACGACUUGUCCGACUUCAUUGAGCGCCAUCCUGGUGGCCCUGAGUGGCUGCGGCUGACAAAGGGCACCGACAUAACGGAGGCAUUCGAAACGCACCACAUCACGUUGCGCGCCGAAGGGAUGCUGGGGAAGUACAAGGUGCGGGACGCCACCGAGCCACGGGCCGUCCAGUUGACGUUCCGGGACGAUGGGUUUUACCGCACGCUGAAGCGACGCGUACGCGACAAGCUGAAGGAUGUCGACUACACGCCCGCCAAACGCUCCAAGCUGAUCAUCGACUCGAUGCUGGCGGCGGCUUUCGGGUUGGCGUUUCUGUCGAUCCGCCUGGGGAGCUAUGCGCUGGGGGCAGCCUCCGGGCUGUUCGUGUGCUGGACGAUGAUCGGUGCGCACAACUUCUUCCACCAGCGAGACAACUGGCGAAUGCUGACGUUUAACUUGGCCUUCUCGAGCUACCGCGAGUGGCGUGUGUCUCAUGCGAUGUCUCAUCACAAUUUCCCCAAUUCGAUACUGGACCUGGAAAUUUCCUACUUCGAGCCGUACCUCUGCUGGCUCCCGAAUCCUGCUCUCAAAGGUCCAGUCAAGCGGAUCGCCGCAUGGGUGUACGGUCCACUGGUGUACUCGCUUCUGUUUUACGGGGAGUUUAUCAAGCGAUUGGUUGAGACGUACCAAACCGGCAAGAACCCCUUCUUCCUGGACGAUCUGGUAACGCUAAUCCUCCCGACAUUUAUGUACGUGGUCGGUGCCACCAGUCUGUGGGAGGUGGUGAAGAUGUGGCUGUUCAUUGUGCUGGUUGCCAGCUUCCUGUUCGGUUUGAUUGGCCUCAACGCAGCCCACCACCAUCCGAAGGCGGUGCACGAUGGCGAUCAGAUUCCCGCCGAUAUCGACUUUGCCGUCUACCAAUUGGCGGCCGUGAUCGACCGCUCGGACACGAAGGGAUCGCAGUUCAUGGUGCUGACCAGCUUCGGGGAUCACUGUUUGCAUCAUCUCUUCCCGACGCUUGAUCACGGUAUUCUACCGCAGCUUUACCCGGUGUUCUUCGAAACGUGCCGGGAGUUCGAAACCGUGUACCGAGAAAUGCCCUGGCUGCAGCAAAUCAUUGGCCAACACAAGCAGUUGGCGCGCGUGGAAACGACGACCUACAACCCGUCGGACAAGUUUGCGUAGAAGCAAUCAACGGCAUACGGCCGGCAAAAACAGCGACAUGCGACCAAAGUUUGUUCUGGACAAUAGCAUUUUAAUUUCAAACAGGAGCUCAUAGUUAAAAAUACUUGUGA
Molecule: messenger RNA, 1415 nt
Organism: Anopheles coustani
Lineage: Eukaryota; Metazoa; Arthropoda; Insecta; Diptera; Culicidae
Product: cytochrome b5-related protein-like
Exons: 3
Coding region: 1-1305 (434 amino acids)
Biological process (GO): lipid metabolic process
Cellular component (GO): mitochondrion
Molecular function (GO): heme binding
Source: RefSeq, a predicted model, not a curated record